This is a messenger RNA of Cladophialophora bantiana CBS 173.52, 699 nucleotides long. RefSeq lists its product as uncharacterized. The record is from RefSeq and is a predicted model, not a curated record. Bases 1 to 699 code for a protein of 232 amino acids. The transcript is spliced from 2 exons. Gene Ontology annotation, cellular component: nucleus. Gene Ontology annotation, biological process: mRNA splicing, via spliceosome; maintenance of RNA location. NCBI's taxonomy places the organism in Eukaryota, Fungi, Ascomycota, Eurotiomycetes, Chaetothyriales, Herpotrichiellaceae. Gene Ontology annotation, molecular function: protein binding; mRNA binding.
AUGACCGAAAGGGAAGAGAUUAUUACCCCGAUGAGAGAAGGCGAAGGUCACGGACUCGCAAUCGACGACGGAGAAGGUCCGAAAGUUUGGAUAAGCAGAGCUACAGACAACAUGAAGAACGCAGAUCGCGGUCACCUCGCUCACAGACCUCACCGGAGCGACUUACACGCCAACGCAUUCAACUCCGCUAAAGACGGCCCAUCGCCACCACCACUCGAAAAGCAGAAACCAAACUUCCGUCCAUCUGGUCUUCUAGCCGCAGCCUCAAACACGGUCUCAACGUCAACUGGCGCCGUGGUGCUUAAAUACCAUGAGCCGCCCGAAGCUCGAAAGCCCCCUUCUUCUCAACCCUGGAGGCUGUACAUCUUCAAAGGCGAAUCCAUUGUCGACACGCUGGGUUUGUAUUCCCAAUCUUGCUGGCUCUUUGGCAGAGAAGCGUCUGUUUGCGAUUGCGUUCUUGAACAUCCCAGUUGCUCCAAACAACAUGCCGUCAUUCAAUUUCGGCAUGUCGAGGGAAGUAAUGAGCUCGGUGACAGGAUCGGAAAAGUGAAGCCGUACGUGAUUGAUCUGGAGAGCGCCAAUGGCACAACUGUCAACGAUGAAGCUGUGCCGGAGGGAAGAUUCGUCGAGCUGCGGAACAAAGAUAUAAUCAAGUUCGGCCAUUCCACCAGAGAGUAUGUCAUGCAGAUGGCUGCUUGA